Molecule: messenger RNA, 978 nt
Organism: Penicillium alfredii
Lineage: Eukaryota; Fungi; Ascomycota; Eurotiomycetes; Eurotiales; Aspergillaceae
Exons: 1
Coding region: 1-978 (325 amino acids)
Biological process (GO): lipid metabolic process
Molecular function (GO): phosphoric diester hydrolase activity
Source: RefSeq, a predicted model, not a curated record
AUGCGUAUAAUGCCCAAUCUUGUCCAGGCAUUUGUGUCGACCUCAUUGCUUUCCAGUGUCUGUUGGGGCUUUGACAACCUGGCGCAGGAGGUUUUAGACAUCCAAACUACGCCUCAACGUCCAAUCUAUCUCAUCGCUCAUCGAGUCUUGCACACAACAGCAAUCCCAAUCGCUCUCCGCGAUGGUGCAAAUGCAUUUGAAAUGGACGUGGCACCCUAUAACGGGAAGCUGUAUGCGUACCAUGAUGAUAUCGUGCCUAGCGAUAAGCCAGGCCAUACGGUAGACGCAAUGUUGGAUACUUUUGUGGAGCAUGCCAACCAGACCAACUUUGUCUGGUUUGACAUCAAAAAGCCAAAGACAUGGGCGAGCAAAGGGACCUCCAUUGAACAGCUUCAAAAGAUGGUCCAAGAGAAAUUGGAGCCCGCCGGGAUCCGAGCUCUGUAUGGCUUCAGCAUGAAAGACACAGGUCUGAAGGACUUCGACAAGCUAGCCAUAUCCUUGAGUGGGAACGAGGCAAUCAGCAUCAACGGCCGGAAUAGGGCUGUAGGGCGAACCUUUGACAGCGUCAGCUCUGACAAACUCUCUGUGAAACAGAAGGUGAUGGACUAUGGGAUUUCGUUCCUCGGUUGGCCGUACGUGAUGGACUGCCGUGGGCCAAGGGAUAAAGAGGACGUGAUCUAUCCGACUGGUGUCUGCUACGAAUUGUACCAAGGCGCGAAGUUGCUGCGCGAUCGACAGCCUCGAAAGCCCAAGGUGGGAAUGACUUUCGGCUGGACCAUCCGGGCCAACGACAAAGGAACCGAUCGUGUGGACAAACUCCUGGGAUUUGCAAAGGCCAAUGGCUUGAUCUAUGGCGAGGCGACCCAUGAUUAUCGAGAUCAUCCAGACAUCCGCGUUGCAAUUGGACUGAUUCAAAGUUGGCUGGAUCAGCACUCCGAGACGCACCGCCGUGCCACAAAAUCCGAUGUUCCUUGGUGA